UAAGGCUAUUACAAACACAUUUCUCGAUACUAUUUGAAGGUAGGCUCUAAUUUGAUUGUUUAGAGCCCAAACACAGUACAAACCGCACCAUUUAAUAAAAGAUAAUAGGAAAAUAGGGCCUGCUUUUCACAAUGGGAAAUUGACCAUGGAGCCCCUAAAUAAUUGAACACCAGCUUUUACACAUUUUCCCGGGCAAACAUCCGGCCACCAUGGCCGGGAAUAAGACGGACCAAAUAAUGCCUUCUAUCUACGCCGGAUUCCAGAUCCGACGGCUGUUCUUGACUCUCAUGGCCUUACUGGUCCCUCAGCUUCUCUUCUCUCGUCACACCCUCCGUACAAAACAGCAGAGAGAGUGAACUCAGAGGGACCGUACCUUGGCCUGGUCAUGGCAUAUCCGCAGGAAUCUGACGCCCUCCUCAGCUCAGGCGCCUUCACACCGAGCCCUGAAAUCCCCUUCCUCGAAUUCUCCGGAUAGUUCAUUAUGCAACAGCGGGAGCACAAAUACCUCCCUGUCCUUUGGGGACCCAAGUUCUAGCAUAUGCCGUUUCAUGGGAGUGAAUGAGAUCUUCUUCAGAUUUUGAGGAUCAAUUGCCACAAUUAAGGUUUGGGGAAUACGAUUUGCCAACAAAAGGAGAGAGACUAUUAAGUGGUGCAAUUUAAAUCUGAGGAGUUUUAUGAGAAAACAGAGAAAUGGAAGAAGUAUUUUGGCUCAAAAUGGAAUCGACAUGGUUGGAAAUGGGAGAGGAGCUGAAGGACUUGGAAUUGCAACGCUGCAUAAACGCGACGUUUUGCCUGCCUAAAACUCCAAAAGUGGUGCUUGGGCUUAGGGCCUCAACAGCUGAUAUCUUUGUUGAUAAUGCGGCAUUUCGGAAUUUCAUGUUUGACCAAUUCGGGGUCUCCACUGUCGAUGAAGAGAGCUUUGUUGUCACAUGUAUGUCAAAUAAAGUGCCAUCAAUUGUAUUUCGAGGGGGGUCGGACCUAGCAGGAGGGGGAGGUGAGUCAUGGUCAUCAACAACUCUUAGCUCCUUGGCAUCCAUUAAUGCUGUCAAAGCUGCCAUUGAAUUCAUAAAGCUCAUUAACAUUUCAAAGUUGAGCAAUGAGUUCGAGUUUUUUAGUGAGUUUUCUUCAUGGGAAGUUCAUUAA
Amborella trichopoda is the source of this 1143-nucleotide messenger RNA. The record is from RefSeq and is a predicted model, not a curated record. NCBI's taxonomy places the organism in Eukaryota, Viridiplantae, Streptophyta, Magnoliopsida, Amborellales, Amborellaceae.